AUGGCCGGUCUUUCCAAUGCUCGAACGGCUGCCCAAAAGGCUGCCCGGGAAGAGAAGAGACGAGAGGAGCGCCGUCAACUCCGUAAGCAGCGAGGUUAUGAUCUCAAUGCCCAUCGAGAGAAGGAUGCCCAACGGAGCUGGAGUAGAGCAUCUCCGGAGACGAAAGAGUCCAAACACGCCUAG
Molecule: messenger RNA, 183 nt
Organism: Aspergillus fischeri NRRL 181
Lineage: Eukaryota; Fungi; Ascomycota; Eurotiomycetes; Eurotiales; Aspergillaceae
Exons: 2
Coding region: 1-183 (60 amino acids)
Source: RefSeq, a predicted model, not a curated record